AUGGUUCUUGAUAUUGACAUGUUCCGUAAGGAGAAGGGUGGAAACCCUGAAGUGAUCCGCAAAUCGCAACGCGAUCGUUACAAGGAUGUUACUUUGGUUGAUCAAGUCAUUGAAUUCGAUGAGAAGUGGAGAAAGGAUCGAUUCAUAGCCGAUGAGUUGAAUCGCCAAAAGAAUGCCAUUUCCAAGGCGAUUGGAGAGAAAAUGAAGAAGAAAGAACCGCAAGGAACUGAUGAUGCCGUGGCUGAUGAUAUUGUUGCGCGACUCACUGACCUUAAGCUAGAUGAGCUUUCUAAACUAACCGUUGUUCAACUAAAGAAACUUCGUGUAUUGGUCGACGAGAAAUCUGCUGAAACUGCUGCUGCAGUCGUCGCACACGAAACUGCUCGUCAUGAGAAACUUAUCCAAAUCGGAAACUUGCUCCAUGAAUCUGUUGUCGUUUCUGACAAUGAAGAUAAUAACAAAGUAGAACGAACAUUUGGAGAUUUGACAACAAGAAAGAAGUACUCGCAUGUUGAUUUGGUUGUGAUGGUCGAUGGAUUCGACGGAGAACGUGGAACUGUUGUUGCUGGAGCACGUGGAUACUUCUUGAAAGGUCCUCUAGUUUUCUUAGAGCAAGCAAUCAUUCAAUUGGCUCUUCAACGAUUGAAUGUCAAAGGUUACACUCCACUCUACACUCCAUUCUUCAUGCGGAAAGAAGUGAUGCAAGAAGUUGCCCAGCUCAGUCAAUUUGACGACGAACUCUACAAGGUUAGCUCAAAAGGAUCUGAAGUAGCUGGAGAUACUUCCAUUGAUGAGAAAUAUUUGAUUGCAACUUCUGAACAACCAAUUGCUGCGUACCACAGAAACGAGUGGAUCAAAGAGACGGAACUUCCUAUUAAAUACGCAGGAGUUUCUACCUGCUUCCGUCAAGAAGUUGGAAGCCAUGGAAGAGAUACUCGUGGAAUCUUCCGUGUCCAUCAAUUCGAGAAGAUCGAACAGUUCGUUUUGUGUAGUCCAAAUGACAACGAAUCUUGGAAACUUUUCGACGAAAUGAUUGGAAACGCCGAGAGCUACUAUCAAGAACUUCAAAUUCCAUACCAUGUCGUGAACAUUGUCUCAGGAGAGCUCAACAAUGCUGCUGCUAAGAAGUUCGAUCUCGAAGCAUGGUUCCCAGGAUCAGGGGCGAUGCGUGAGCUCGUUUCAUGCUCGAACUGCUUGGAUUAUCAAUCUCGUCGACUCAAGGUCCGCUACGGGCAAACGAAGAAAUUGAAUGGAGAGGUUCCAUUUGUGCACAUGCUCAAUGCUACUAUGUGUGCUACAACUCGUGUCAUCUGCGCCAUUCUCGAAAAUAAUCAAACAGAAGAAGGAAUUAAUGUUCCAACUGCUAUUCAACAAUGGAUGCCAGAAAACUACCGGACAUUCAUCCCAUUCGUGAAGCCAGCUCCGAUCGAUGUGGAUGCCAAAAAAGCUGCUGCUAAAAAUUAA
Molecule: messenger RNA, 1464 nt
Organism: Caenorhabditis remanei
Lineage: Eukaryota; Metazoa; Nematoda; Chromadorea; Rhabditida; Rhabditidae
Exons: 5
Coding region: 1-1464 (487 amino acids)
Biological process (GO): seryl-tRNA aminoacylation
Cellular component (GO): cytosol
Molecular function (GO): tRNA binding; serine-tRNA ligase activity; ATP binding
Source: RefSeq, a predicted model, not a curated record